UGAUUACAAUUUGAGACGUUUUUAACGUUUUGAUUGAUUUGAGUCAACGAUUGUUGCAAUCAAUUGUCAACUGAUUUAUUGAAUGAAGUGAUAAUCAAUUGAGUGAUCGGUCGACACAUUAACUUGUGGUCAGCGAUGGGUAACUCUUCGUCAUUAAAGUCUCAUAUGUCUAACGCCGAGAGGACCGGUGUUUUUCAGUUAAGUCGGACUAAUAUCACUGAAUUCCCCACAGAUUUAAUCAAAUUAAGUGCUAAUCUAAGGACUCUGGACUUGUCAUACAAUAAACUUAAGACUAUUCCUCCACUUAUCGGUCAAUUUAAUAAUCUUAAGUCAUUGUCAUUAAACAAUAACCGAUUGGUAUCAAUACCACCAGAGAUUAGCAAUUUAAUGAAACUGGAAGUACUGUCUUUGAGUAACAAUAUUAUUAAACAGUUGCCACAAUCGAUGUCCAAACUAAUAAACUUACGAUCGGUUCAAUUGUCUGGCAAUGAGUUGACAGCAUUUCCCACUGUCUUCUCUAAUCUCAAGCAUUUAGAUGUCAUAGACUUGUCUCACAAUAAAAUUACUGAAAUCACUGAAGAAGUUAAAUACCUUAAUGUUUCUGAACUAAAUCUAAAUCAAAACCAGAUAUCAGUUAUCAGUGAAUCAAUAGCCGAGUGUCCAAAGCUUAAGAUAUUGAGAUUAGACGAAAACUGUUUACAACUAUCGGCUAUCACUGAUAACAUACUGAAGAACUCAAAGAUAUCGCUGUUGGCCGUCGACGGCAACCUCUUUGAACUCAAGGAUUUACAUCAUAUGAAUGGCUAUGAAGCCUAUCAGGAAAGGUAUACCGCAACUAAAAAGAAGAUAAUGUGAUGACAAACAAAACAAUUUUAUUAUUUAUGUUAUUUAAAAUUUUAAUCAUUCAAUUCAUU
Oppia nitens is the source of this 914-nucleotide messenger RNA. Its product is annotated as leucine-rich repeat-containing protein 57-like. Gene Ontology annotation, molecular function: protein binding. The transcript has a single exon. The coding region runs from base 136 to 855 and encodes 239 amino acids. Lineage: Eukaryota; Metazoa; Arthropoda; Arachnida; Sarcoptiformes; Oppiidae. The record is from RefSeq and is a predicted model, not a curated record.